Molecule: messenger RNA, 1578 nt
Organism: Fonsecaea multimorphosa CBS 102226
Lineage: Eukaryota; Fungi; Ascomycota; Eurotiomycetes; Chaetothyriales; Herpotrichiellaceae
Exons: 4
Coding region: 1-1578 (525 amino acids)
Biological process (GO): cytoskeleton organization; regulation of adenylate cyclase activity
Cellular component (GO): cytoplasm
Molecular function (GO): actin binding; adenylate cyclase binding
Source: RefSeq, a predicted model, not a curated record
AUGGCGGCCCAAGGCAAUAUGCACAAUCUAACAACUCUUAUCAAGAGACUGGAAGCUGCCACUUCACGACUUGAAGACAUUGCAACCGCCAUCGAUGGUCCAGGAGCUACUGCAGCAAAUGGAGUUGUUCCUGCUCUCUCACCGUCGUCCGCUGCUGGCACCCCUGAGCAGGUAGCGGCCCCUCCAGAACCUUUACCAAAGUCGGUAGACGCCUUCAAUCAGAUAAUCGAGGAAGACGUUGUGGCUUUUGUCAAGGCUAGCGAGAAGAUUGGUGGUCUUGUGGAGGAACAAGCAAAGGCUGUCAAGGCGGCAUUCGAAGCUGAACGGACAUAUCUGCAUGUCGCCGCAAAGGCAAAGAAGCCUGAUCCGCAACCUCCUGAGUUGAUGACUGAACUCCACCGGCAUACUUCCACUGUCGACGAAAUCCGAGAAGCUAACCGACCGUCUCCUUUGUUCACCCACCUGAGUGCCGUUUCAGAAGGUAUCGUGGCCUUGGGCUGGAUUGUGGAGAAGAGACCAGGUGAUUUUGUGACGGAUACUCUCGGAGGAGCUCAGUAUUAUGGAAACAAGAUUCUGAAAGAGUACAAGGACAAGGACAAGUCACACGUCGAAUAUAUCCAGGCUUACUACAAGGUCUUUCGCUCCCUUGCCGCAUACGUGAAAGAGCACUUCCCCACUGGUCUCACGUGGAACACCAAGGACGGCAUUGAUGCUCUCGAAGCUCUGAAGCAAAUACAGUCUGGCACAGCAACUCCAAAAGCACCAAUGGCUGCUGCUGGAGGUCCUCCGCCUCCUCCGCCGCCGCCACCUCUCCCGAAAUUCGACGAUGAUGGUCCACCAGCUCCGCCACUACCACCACCAGGAGCCGCUGCGCAAGGCGGAGACAUGUCGGCGGUCUUCGACCAGAUCAAUCAAGGUUCUUCUGUCACUGCAGGACUGAGAAAGGUCGACAAAUCAGAAAUGACUCAUAAAAACCCGUCACUACGAGGCAGCUCUACUGUGCCGCAUCGAUCCGAAUCCCAGACGUCAGUUACGGGACGUGGCAAGUCUCCAGUUCCCAACAAGAAACCUGACAGCAUGAGGUCUAAGAAGCCAGGCCGGAAGGAGCUGGAUGGGAACAAGUGGAUUGUCGAGAACUUCGAAAACACUCAGAAUGAGGUCAUUGAGAUUGCGGCCGAACUCAAUCACAGCAUCCUGAUUUCCAAGUGCAACAAAUGUGUCCUGAAGGUCACCGGCAAGGCCAAUGCGAUUUCUAUCGACAACUGCACAAGUCUCUCAAUACUGGUAGACUCGUUAGUCUCCAGCCUCGACGUGAUCAAAGCCCCCAAGAUCCAGAUCCAGGUUGAUGGAGUGGUCCCGACUAUUCUCCUCGACCAGGUGGACGGUGCUCAGAUCUAUCUGUCAAACCAAAGCCUGGGGACGGAGAUUUUCACCAGCAAAUGCAGCGCCAUCAAUGUUGUGUUGCCUCCCAAGGAUGAAUCAGAAGACGACAGCAAGGAAUUGCCGUUCCCCGAGCAGAUACGCAGUGUGAUCAAGAACGGGAGCCUUGUCAGCGAGAUUGUGGAACAUGCAGGUUAA